GCAAAUUUUUGGCACACAGCCUCUGCGGCACACUACAGAGAGGCAGGCACUCCGCUCAUGUUCACUCCACUCGCUGCUUUCCCUGGCGCGACCACGCACCCACCAACACUCCUGGCUUCGCGAUGAGCGCAGCACUGGGUCCUCGGUACGACAGGCCGCUUGACAACGAUGACGACAACGUCUUGAGCGAAGCAGCGGAAGGCCCGGCGCAGGGGGUACAUAGCUGGCUUGAGAUACUCCGCAGGUCGAGCAUGUUCACGCUCGCCUUGUUAACCCUGGUGGUUGUGCUGCUCUUCGCGGACCAGAACCUCCUCGCCCCCAACCUCUCGGCGAUCGCAGAGGAGUUCGGUUUCAACGAGGAAGAGAAGGACAGGCACCUGGGUGGUGACAUCGCUGUGGCCUUCUUCGGAUUCGGGGCACCGGCGUCGGUCCUCGUGGGAUGGCUGACGGACGUCAUCGAUAGGCGGAAGCUCUUUGUCGCCAUCGUAGCGCUCGGGGAGAUGGGGACCCUGGCGACGGUGUUCGUUACCACAUUCUCUCAGCUCUUCUGGACGCGGGCCAUCACGGGAGUUGCCAUCGGGGGAGGCAUGCCUCUCGUGUACAGCAUCUUGGGAGAUCUAGUGAGCAGCACGGGGAGGACGGAGGCGUCUGGGUUGAUCGGUAUCGCCAUCGGCAUGGGGUUGGGACUGGGUCAGGUGGUUGCCGGUUUCACUGGGAGUUCCACGAGCUUGGGGUGGCGGCUUCCGUUCCUGCUGAUGGCGCUGCCCUGCUUCGCGCUCGCGUUGCUCGUGUUGGUGGCCACGAGGGACCCCGCGAGAGGAAGGCUGGAAGCAGGCCUACAGGAGCAUUUUCGAGCGGGGGGCGAGUACAACGAGCGGCUGAACCUGAACGGCCUGCUCAUGCUCGCCAAGAGCCCAACCGUACUCCUAGUUCUUGCCCAGGGGGUUCCCGGCACCUUGCCGUGGGGGGUGAUUACGGUAUUUCUCCCUGAUUAUCUUCACAAGCAGAGAGGCAUGUCGAUUAAGACGGCAACUGUAGUCGGCAUGGUGUUCGGGGCGGCCACCGUGGCAGGCCAGGUGGUAGGGGCAAAGGUCGGCCAGAACCUGUACAAUCGACGGCCUGAGAAUCAAGCGCUUCUCAUGGGGGUGUCUACNGCGGGGACCCUGCCUUGCGUCAUGAUGAUCCGGUACUCGGGAGGCAUCUUCGGCGUCUACGCGCUGUACGCGAUGGCGGGGGGAUUCCUGGCCGCCAUGACGGGGCCCAACAUCAGAUCGGUGAUGAUGAACGUCACCCUUCCCUCCACGCGAGGGACAGCUUUCGGAGUCUUCAAUGUCUUCGACGACCUGGGCAAGGGCCUCGGCCCGGCAAUGGUGAGCCUUGUCGUGGCGAGCAGGGGGAGGGAGGACGCCUUCACGCUGGCCAUCCUGGGGUGGCUCGCCUGCGGGACGAUGCUCCUGGCCAUGGCUCUCACGGUACAUCGCGACGAACAAAAGGUGCAGUGCCACCUGGCGGAGUAUGGACGACAUAGCAGCGUCGACACCGACGGCGGCGCUCCCGAACCUCAAGCGUCCGUAGGCCCGACGAUGUUGGGACGCGGGGUCACGGCGGCGACCAAGUAUGCCGCGCUCUCAGAUCACAUCACCAGCGCGAGCACCCGCGCCGGGACAACCAGCGCCCAGGGGGGCGACGCGUUUUCCGACGGGGAGAUGGAGGUGGAACUCGGCGUUUUCGGGCCUGACGGUGACCAGCCCAGACGGCGACUGAUAGUGUGAAUUGGAGGGUUGGCGUUUGACUGGUUAAACCAGGGGGGGUUGGUGCAGAGCGGAAGGGUGUGGGGG
Ectocarpus sp. CCAP 1310/34 is the source of this 1838-nucleotide messenger RNA. NCBI's taxonomy places the organism in Eukaryota, Phaeophyceae, Ectocarpales, Ectocarpaceae. The record is from the annotation of a GenBank genome assembly.